This is a messenger RNA of Fusarium graminearum PH-1, 1264 nucleotides long. RefSeq lists its product as uncharacterized. Lineage: Eukaryota; Fungi; Ascomycota; Sordariomycetes; Hypocreales; Nectriaceae. The transcript is spliced from 3 exons. Gene Ontology annotation, cellular component: endoplasmic reticulum membrane; endoplasmic reticulum. Bases 93 to 890 code for a protein of 265 amino acids. The record is from RefSeq and is a predicted model, not a curated record.
CUCCACCAGCUUCUCUUUUUCUCCCUUCUCUUUCUUCUUUCCCCCUCCAUCCCUCAUCUCCUCGUCUGUUCUCUCUAUAGGUUAUAUCCAACAUGUUCUUCAAGGCCUCUCUCCUCGCACUCGCGGCGUCUCACAUCUUUGGCGCCGUCGCCCAGGACGCCCCUGAUGCCAAUGCCGCUCCCAAGGCUCCCCUCAAGGCCGAGAUCAAGACUACUUUCCCUGAAACCGACAUCCUCGGCGUCAAGCUCGUCAACGGCCGCCCUACCAAGGCUGUCAUUGAGAUCACCAACCAGGAUGCCAACCCCAUCCAGGUCUCCUUUGUCUCUGGCUCUCUGAACACCCUCAAGGAUCUCCCUGAGGACAGCCCCCGCUACGCCAGCAUCGUCCGCAACUUGACGGCUGUUCAGUACAACAUCGAGGUCCCCGCCGGCGAGAAGAAGGAGCUUCCCUUCUCUUUCGCUCAGGACAUGCAGCCUCAGGAGGUUCGCAUUGAGCUCCAAGCUCUCGUUUCUGACUCUACCGGUGCCCUCCACGAGGUCUUGGUCCACAAUGGCUCUGCCUCCAUCGUUGAGGCCCCCACCAGCUUCCUCGACCCCCAGAUUAUCUUCCUCUACCUCUUCCUCUCUGCUGCCUUCGCCGGCACUCUCUACUUCGUCUACAAGACCUGGAUCGAGGCCCUCUUCCCCCAGGCCAAGCGCCCCCGCACCAACAAGAAGGCCAAGAAGACCGUCGAUGUUGCCGAGCCCCUCUCCGGCUCCGAGGCUGUCCCCGUUGUCGAUGCCUCUGGCAAGGACUACGAUGAGAGCUGGAUCCCUGACCACCACAUCAACCGCCCUGUUGCCCGACGCGUCAAGUCUAGCGCUAGUGCCAAGGCCAAGCGAGUCGAAUAAGGAGAUGAAAUACCUUGUUUACACACAUUGCGCUCUAAUGUGAGUGCAUUGUGUAACGAAACCAUGUAAUUCAGUUCCAUGGGUGGGAGGCGCAAAUGUCUAGGUAGACUGGGGACGAUGGUAUCAUCAGGGACGAUCCAAUGCGUCAAAAAAAACCAGUACAUGGGCUAAACGCAUCUGUUGUAUAUUAUAUGUACUACAAGGAACAUCAAAUAAAUGAUAAUGAUGUUUUCAGUGUUUGACGAACAAGGUUUAUGUUACGGUGUUGAUAUAGCACUUUGUGUACUGCUGCAAUGUCUUGAGAAUGCAUCCUUCAUGAUCAAUUCCUCAUUGUCAUGAUGGGAUGUAUGUUAAAUCAAAAAGAUAUAAAUCGU